AUGGCAAAAGUGGCGACUUUGCUGACGCAUAAGAAUGUGAUGAAACUCAGCAGUAGCAGUAGCAGCAGCAGCAGCGACGAUCAAUCGAUACAUGAAACUUUAGAACUCUCAGUGAAAUCUGACGAGAAAAAAGGUUCGGCUUACUGCAAAGACUACCUCAAAAACAGCCUCUUAACACUCACCAAAUACUGUCAUACCGUCAUGAAAAUGAAAACUGCGAUAGCAUCGGUUUCCAGUAAAGAGAUGACCAACGAUGUCCAAGAACCAGAGGGGCCUUACCAUGUACCAAAGAUCCAUAUGGAUGAACCGAGAUCAAAGAGAUCAGAGGCAAAGGCCAAUGAGGCAAAUCGAAAGGGUGCCGUAGGCAUUAUUACUGGGGCAAACAGGCAUACGGAAAUAUUUGAAAUAAGACUUAGAAAACGUGAUGCAAAAGAAGAAGACCCCAAGCCAGUGGAAAUUGUUGUGGAAGGUGAGGUACCUGAGAAAACCUCUACUGAAAAGUCCUGGGAUGUUUUGGACGUGAUGAAGCAUGUUAGAUACUCGUUUUUAGGAAACAUGUUAAAAGAUACUUUGAAGAACGAUAUGAAGGCGGAUCAGGACGAUUUUGCCGAUAUUGAGCAUAUUGGCAAGCAAAAGGAGGACGCGGGACUUUUUGGCAUGGUAAAAUCAACUUUGGAGGUCCUUACUGCCCCACCAGAAAGCCCUUUUUUAUUGGUCGUGUUCGGAGGGCAUUUAAGUGCGUUAAGCAAUAAGCAAAGCCCGAUUUUUAGUAGUAUCAAACAUGUGGUCGAAAUGACUGAUAUGAAUAAUACUUUAAUAGCUGUUACAGGUUCUUGUUCUGAGCACUUAACUGAAGAUAUUGAAAAGGAAGAUUGUGCUUUCACUAUACCAUUGUAUGCAAAAGGUCCUGAUAGCGAUAUGCUUUCAGAGUGUAAAUUGUUAUAUGAUAUACCGUUAACUGUAAGGAAGAUUUUAGAAGUCGAAUCUGGAGGAGCUUUACAGCUUGAAAUUGAGACCCAAGAAACAUAGGACGAGGAGAUAUAAAUACAAUAAAAUAAUUCAAUUAAUAAAAAAUACUUACAGGAAA
Messenger RNA from Anthonomus grandis grandis, 1087 nucleotides. RefSeq lists its product as uncharacterized. The record is from RefSeq and is a predicted model, not a curated record. NCBI's taxonomy places the organism in Eukaryota, Metazoa, Arthropoda, Insecta, Coleoptera, Curculionidae. The transcript has 7 exons. The coding region runs from base 1 to 1029 and encodes 342 amino acids.